UGUAUUUUCCACCUCGCUGCCGCGGAUGCGUUCCAAAAUUCAGCCUAUAAGGUUAUGAAAUAUGAAUAAAGCUACGUAGCAAUAUUAUAGCAAAGUUACAAAUGUCAGAAUUGUAGAUGAUCGAUGGCAGUAAUAUGAACGUGGACAGCAGUGACUCGCCGGUGUAAGACACUCCAGAGAGACUCUAUUCUACAUGAAUCAUCACAUUGAGGACAGGUCAAGAUGCAAAAGCGGAACUAUAUGAAAGGGGAAAGGGAGCUUGGUGAUGGUGGACCCCCUUUUUGCUUUAGUUGUGAAAGGGUCUUUCCAGACCAAACGUCAUUUCAUGACCACUUUUGUCCUGCGGCUGGUUUCAUCUGCUCCUGUGGAACAGAGUUCUCCAUGUAUGUUGAUAUGAUGGACCACAGUGGGUUACAUGAACCAGGCCACACUGUAAUUAAUUAUAGCACCAUAAAGAAGGAACAAUAUCAGAGGGAGAGAGAGUACAAGGAGCAGCUUUCGAGGCUGGUAUUGACGGCGGGGCAGGGAAGCUGGGCUAAGCCUGGACCGACUCCGAUGCUAUCGGCCCCUAUUCCACGAGCUACAAAGCCUCCACCUGGUCCAAGUGCCCCAACAACAGACCUCUGGCACCAAUUCCAGCCGGUGGUGUUGGUGGAGACCCUGCGCAAGUUUGGAAGGACAAAGCCCUACAGGUGUGCCUACUGUGAACUGGGCUUUGCAACAAAAGACUUACUCGUAUGGCACCACAACACUCAUGCAAGAAAUAAAGUCCAUGGCUGCCUGCGGUGCGGGGUUCUCCUGCUCAGUAACAAUAAGUCACCACAGCCUGGCCACCACCAGUGUGGAUCAUAUCGGGCAACUCCUGAAACCAGAUUCACCACUGCCACAGUGCUGAGUAACAGGAAACAGCCCGCGGGGUAUGCUAAGAAGGUUGUCCAGCGUCAGCCGUGUCCGGACCCGUUCAGUGGGGAGCUGCAGCUAGGGAUGCAUAUGGUCUCACAGCAGCCCGUUCCAGGGACUUCUGGAACAAAAUACUUGAAGUGUAGAGUGUGUCAGGAGCCCUUCCAAACUGUCAAGCUGCUCGAGAGGCACCGUUGCACAAUGGCAGCAUCCUUUUUUGCACAGGAACUAGGUCUGAUGUCUGGCAAGCAGCUCAAUGGUCACAGAAAAGGGGAGGGGAGCAGCCCAUACUCCUUGCCUCAAAGCAAUGGUGACAAGGAGCUGGCGUUCAACAUUCAAACUUCAACGAAUGUAACUGUAUACGACCACAAAGCAGUAGGCCCGGAUAGGGGCACAGGGUUGUCUGCCGUUUCUGUAAAAACUGAGGUUUCGGAUGAUGACUGUUUUGUGAUUGAGGAUGCGUUUUCAUGCUAGUCGGAACUAGGAAACUCUGACAUUUCCGACUUGCUAACUGGUUGAACACAGCAUGUGUAUAAAAACCAGUUAGUAAAUCGGAAAUGUCCGUGUUUCCUAGUUCCGACUAGCACGUGAAUGUGGCAUAAAAGCUCCUUCACCAAACCAGGUCAGCUGUUAUACCAACAAUUAACCUCUUCCCUCCCAAUACUACAGACAUGAACAGUGCAAAAAGCAUUCCCAAUGUGAACCCUCUGCAUCUGCCACAGACAUAAACAUCUUCUAUGGGUUAUGGGUAUGGUUCCUUUUUGUAAGGUAGCGGCUUAACUCUUAUCUAACUACUCAAUUUACAACUAAUCUGUCAGUAGCCUAGAUUUGAUUUUUUUACCUUGAUUUUAUUUUUCAGUGUGUUUGUCAUGACAUUGAAAAUGUUACAUAUGCACAAUCAGUGUAUGGUUCAGAUAACCACAAACAUUGUAUGAUAGUUUGUCUUUUGAAAAUGCGCUUGUUUUUUUUACAGUAGCUUUACUGAAAAUGUGGUAUAAGCAGCAUUGGCCAUAUCACAAGAACAUGUUGGUUCUUUCUAGCCAUUUCUGUGGUCUUGGAAUAAAAUAUUGUUUUGUUUCCGCUCUCUCCCUUUCUUUUGGAGCAACUAAAGUGUAAUAAUCUGUGUGUUCUCCGUAUUUCAGGAACCAAAGCAAUAGCAGCAGCCAUAAGUGAUAGCUGGAAAAGGUUAUAAGGACACUCCUGAUCUGCAAAACAUUAAUUUUUCUCCAGAAUGACUUAAAUUAGGUUACGGUUAGAGGUAGGUUUUAAGGUAAGAGACAGUUUUAGAUUUUGGUUAGUUGUUUUACAAGUCAGGGUCUGUUAUAGCCUCUGCCAAGAGAGCAUGAUGGAUAUGUAGAUAAUGUAUGCACUGAUUGCUUGGGAUAGCUCUCUGACAUAGUUUGUCACUUGUGAAUGCACAUAGCAUACAAAAAUAGGGGUUAGUCGUCGUAGAAUAUUUUGCCAUCUCAUGAGAAUUUUAUUAUCACUGCACACCGUUUUUGGGUAUUUUUUUUUUCCCCUGUUGUCCAUCUUUGAUGAGGUAGGCAGGCAUCGCGACACCAUUUCCGGCCUACGGGAUGUUGAGUGAGGAGAAAAAAACAAUUGAAUCACGAAUACAAUAAGCGAACAUUUAAAAUUAUGGCACACACCACUGUAUCUGAACGUUGGCGAAAACAUACAUGUUAUGUGCAAUGCAUUAUUUAUAAAUAUUGAUAUUUUGUCGGGUUUGGACUACAAAACGGUAUGUUGACGCUAGCUAGUUAGCUAGCUUUCAUCAUGUCGACAGCUAUCUAACUGGUGAAUCGAGAACAAGUUUGCACUAACACAUUUUUGGAUCACUGGAUGUCAGACAGCCUCAAUGGGUUGUGGUGCCUACAACCUAUCAAUUUGAUUCAAGACAUGGAAGACACAAGGUGCAACAUUUAAACCCAACAGAACAACACUACACCAGUGUGUACCUGGGGACAGUAGUGGGGGUUACCUGGCUAGUUUGUGGUGGAAGAGGAGGCGCGUGGUUUGAACAAAAGCUGGAUGAUUGUUCUUGCCUGGGCUGUUAUUGGAGGAUCUACGUUGAACAUUUAUCAUUUCCUCAUCAGUCCCACCAGAGAGCCUGCCUAAAAAUAAAGACACCAUCUGAAGAGAAGAUCAGCAAGGAGAUAGACAACUGCCAUAACAUGCCCCCAAUGAAGGAGCCCUUACAAAGACUCCAACUACAGAGAGAAAGUAAAAGCCAACAGAACAAAGUGGUAGCUGAACCCUCUGACACACGGUCACUACCAGGUACCCCGGUUUCUGUUGUCCAUCCUAAUUCCAGAAAGGUAAACUCUGGUGACAUUAAUCACAGAAGAAAGCUCACAAAGACCCAGGCAAAUAUGGAGAAAAUGCAUGUUAAUUCACCUGCUACUGGUCAUGCUAGAACUCAAUGUGAAAGUGCUAAUCCUGAAGUGCAUUUAUCAGUUACUGGGAGUGAGCAAACAUUGAACUGUAUCACAAAGGAGCUGGUGGGUGUAACAAGGCCAGCAGCGGUAGACGUUGUUAGGAAACGUGGUCGCCCUCACAAGAAGGCAAAGAUGCUGCAUACUGUGCUACAAACAGAGGAGAGUUCUUCUCAUCUGAGCACUGCAGAAUCAAAGGAUUGGAGUGAAACAAUGUCUGACAGAGCGAAUGCUAUUUCUUUUACUACAAACUGUGUAGAAAACAGGGAUGACAUGUCUCUCAGAGCUAUUGAAACAAAAGCAAUAUCUCUAAACCGUGAACCAAGCAAUACAGCGGUGUCUGUUCUUGACUCAUCCCACCUUGACCAUCAACCAGCUGAAUCCAGCCCUGUGGCUAUCUCACCCUUGGAACCAAAAAGGAAAAGGGGACGACCAAAGGGGUCGACCAAGAAACGACCAGGAAGAACCAUGAACACUAUUUCAGUGCAACAAUCCCAUGUAACAGAAGAAAAUAUGGUAAUUAAAAAGGAACCUGAUGAGAUGCUAUCUGAAGAGGAAAAGAGAGGAAACAUUGGUCCUCAGCCUGAGGAAACUCCUGUUGAGCCUAAACACAGAGUAGGACGACCACCAAAGAAAACAACACUCGUGAGGCAGUUUGCAUUAGCACAGAGAAAAUCACAGAGAAAAUCAUGUUCUAUUACAGCAUCUGUGAAUUCUCAGGAUAUUACACCACAACAUCAGAAGAUUGAGACUGAGCGUUCAGAUUAUAUAGCAAGGCAUGUGUCUGUGUCGCUUAGUCGCGUUGAUUCUCAGAGAGGUGGUAGGUCAAGUGGGACUGCUGACAUGAUCUCUAAUGUGAAGUGUGAGGAUAUUGAAAUGGAGCUGGGGGAUUUUAAUUCCCUGGCACAGUCAAAUUGUCUCAUGUCUUUUCAAUGCCAAACUGACACCAGUGUGAAGGUUGAGGCCUGUAAUACUAGUUGUGAUGGCACUGAAUUCAAAAAGCCACUCAAAGUUGACAAAUGCAGAGGAACUGCUGGCACUGCUCCCAGAAAGCGAUCCCGGUUUGUUUUUGGAAAAACUAAAUACAAAAAAGGAAAGAGGAAAAGGUGUAUUGAUGCUAGAGGUAGACUCCAAAGUGUGACCUCACAGGGAGAUCCAGACACCAUGUCAAAGCAGGUCGAUGUUGGAAAGGAGAUGGACUGUGGCGAGUCAGCUUGGGAGUAUGAGGGCAACACAAAUGACAGCUUUUCAAAUGGAAGUAAGUCAACAGAUGAAGGAUUUAAAGAUUUGCCUGAGAGUCACCAAAAUCCUAUCGUCACUGAUGUAAACAUAUUAGAAACUAUGUCGCAUGAGUCCUUUUCGAAAUCAGAUGUCGUACAAGGUGAAGAAUUUACAAGUAAAAAAAUCAAGAAAGAGAGAGAUGGUGUUGGCGAUGAAACUGAAUAUAACCCAACAAGCAGUUGUCCGAAGGCUAGGGGUCGACCAAAAGGCACAGGGAAAACAUGUGAGUACUGCGGUCGCCAUUUUGAUUUUGUGUCUGUAUAUACCGUCCAUCUACGCACUCAUACAGGCGAAAGGCCCUAUAAGUGCAUUGAUUGUGACCAAGACUUUGCCCAGCUAUCCAACUUAAAAAGUCAUGUCAAGAAACAUAACAAGCGCUGUCAGCCUCUGAAGUGUCCUUAUUGCAAAAUGAAGUUCAGUAAUUCAGAGGAAUUGCUUGCUCAUUGCAAGUGGCACUCGCAGAACCCGAACCAGGACUCAGAGUCUGAAAGUAAAGCGAAGGAUAACAGAAAUGAGGCCACUCAUACACCCCUUGUUUCUCUGAAAGAAAGGAGAAAAAGGGGAAAGGGGGGGAUACUCAAAUGCCACAUUUGUGGGAAAGUAUUUCCCUUUUGGUCUGGUCUGCAGGUUCAUAUACGUAUGCACACUGGGGAAAAACCAUAUAUCUGUAAAGUAUGUGGGAAAGCCUUUAGUAAUCGCUCAUCAAUUCGUAUUCAUGAGGUGACACACUGGUCCAUUAAGCCUUACAACUGCACAUGGUGUGGAAAGAGUUUCACUCAGUUGUCGUCUGCAAAAAAACAUCCCUGCAAGGGCCUGAGGGAGAGUAAUGACAGAGGGAGCCGGAAGAAGCCUUUCAUAUCUUUUACAUGCCACAUCUGCGAAGAGAGAUUUGUUCAGAGGCGUCAGUACAAAACCCACCUGAAAACCCAUGCUGGUGUGAAGCUCUUUCGCUGUUUAUUCUGUGACCAGCUGUUUAGUGUGAUGUCAGAAUUUGAAGAGCACCACCAAUAUUGCACCAAAGUUAGGGGGGAGAAGAUGACAUCCAAAUCUGAAUUUAGGAUUUGGAAACCUAGAGCCCCUAAUCAGCAAAGCUCGCAGCAACCAAGUGUCAAGAGUCAUUCACCAGUCACCCAAUUAGUAUUUCCUGCAGCUGCUGAUAGUCACCCAUUUCAGAACCUUGGACAGAGUUCAGCUUCCUCUGCCUCGUUGCUGAACUGUGAACCUACCUCGCAGCAAAAACAAAGUGGUCGUCUGUCUUCACAAACACAUCCCAAUAAAGCCAUUGCUACAACUCUGCGGCCCUUUCAAACAUGCAUUAUACCCACAAACAAUCUCACCCCACUUGUAUCAAAGUUGAACAGUCUAGAUCGUAAAUCUGACCCGAGGAAGUACUUAUGCCCACGUUGUGGAAGACUUUUCAGACACACAGGAAGACUCCGAGCCCACAUGCUAACUCAUGCCCACAGUCAGAGCUACACCUGUGACUGCUGUGGAAAGACCCUGGAAAGCUGGAAAAAGCUUUGGCUUCACCAGCGAAUCCACAGACAGAAACUAGGACGGUUCUCAUGUCCAAAGUGUCGCCAAGGUUUCCGCUUCGUUGGGCCCUACAAGCAGCACAUGCUGCGAGAACACCCUGAGUACCAGUGGAUCGAUGAGAGACCAAACAAAACUCUCCAAGGACUUGAACAGCAGCAGUGCCUGCCUUAUCAAUGUGAGGAGUGCAACACCAGCUUCAGGACACUAGAUUUGCUUUUCAAUCAUCAGCUUUGCCAUUCCUCACCAGGUGACCACAGUAUGUGGAUACAGGACGACUGCUAUGAUUACUCUCCCUCGACACAUGAACAUGAUGUACCUUCCAACGUGAAUGGAUUUGACCCUCACAUGAACAGUGGCGUAACACACUCCCAUCAGGAACUCCACCAUACCUACUACCCUUCUCCGCCUCUUCAAGCAAACCACCCACGAGGUUCACAUCUCCUUCAUUACUUUUCCAAUCAUUCAGACCUACUACAUUCACUGUCACCCCUUAUACCUGUGCCUCCCCCAAUGCAACACCCAGGUUUCCAACCAGGCCUCCAGUUAUAUGACUCCACCCAGCUGCUCACAAGCCCUCUAUCACCACUGUACUCACAGGUAGAGACCAUUCCAAACCCUGACAGAAAAGAUGGGAAUGUAAACAGGAAGCAGAGUAGAAUUUAUGGGAAUGCGACUAAACGUGCUGCUAGAUCCAAGGAGGACAAGGCGACAAUGAGAGGUUUGGAUUGUGCGGAGUGUGGUGUUCAGUUUCCUGCUGUCUCACAACUCUAUGAGCAUUAUUUGCAGCAUGCAAGGGGAGAGGUGUAAGAAGUGAAAAUGAGGGACCUUUUUCUAACACAAAGGCACGUUAUCCUCCCAUCUCUUUCUCAAGAGGUUUAUCAGUUUAGAAAUGGCUUAUAGGUCAACUAACAACAGUGGCAUUUUUAACACAAGGGGUUGUUGUAUUGAUGUGUUUGAGUGAAUAUUCUGUUGAAUGGAGAUUGUUACUCUGGUUGCUUGUUGGUCAUUAGAGAAGCUGAUUACUUUUGGUUGUUAUUCGAUUUACUUAAACUAUGAUCAAUUUCAAGUUGACAGUAUUUUAUUUUUCUUUGGCGGGUGUCCUUUAAUCUGAAAAAAUGGUCAGUGCUUUUAUACAUUUGAGUAGCUGUAGCAGGUUUUGAGACGAGGACAGAUCAUGGCCUAAUCUAUUUUUCAAUGGAAGUUUGAGUGUAAAUUGCUAUGCUUGAUCAUGGAACAUUGUCAUACCUCUUUUUGUCAUUGUUAACCUCUUACUGUCAGACUCUGAUUCUCAACUGAUGAAAAAUAAUGUUAUAAUUUAGCCUGCCAAUACAAGUGAUUAACAUACCUUUUUAUUUUGUCCAUUUAUUUAAAAUAAAAUUAGAAACCUCAUAUUUUGCAAGUUAGUCAUUUAUUCUAUGUUUAAGGGUUGAUUUGUAACUUAUGCAAGAAAAAUAUUUUCACUGCCAAUACUCUAGUCGUUUUACCUAAUAGGCCUACAUUCCCUCAUGUUUACAGAAGGUUAUUUUGUUUAGAAAAGCAGUACUUGUUCUUUUGCUGAUGAACUGACAGCUGUUUACAUACUGUAUAUUUUAAUUUCUAGUUUCACUCAGUUAUUGUGUCAGAUAAAAAUAAAAGCCACCUUUCUAAUGUUGUGCUUAUUUAAUUUCAGACAUAUAGCCUAGCACAAGUACAUACGUAGGCCAACUGGACACAUGUCAUGUGGGAUUCACUUUCUGGUUCUAAUUAUUUUGUUGUAGAAUACCCUUUUGAAGGCACUGUUCUCAUGGAAGUAUUGAAUGGUAAUGUCGUUUGCUCACUGUGGAGAACAAACUAACUUUCCCCAGAUGAAGGGGAGUCAAUGUAAGAUUUAACAUUUUUCAAGACGUUAACUUUGAAAUCAGAUUGAUGUGUUAUGGACUACAUUUUAAUUUUAAGACAUAUGUGAGACUAAUUUCAAUUGUUAUUAAAUGUAAUUACUAUUCAGCGAUUGUGUUUUUUUGCGCCCUUAUGUAUAGUGUGAAAUUGUGAUAAAAAGCUUUAUUUUAAUGGUGAGGCGCCGCUAAUAGUUUUUUUUACGGUUGCAGACGACAGAAUGGGGCGUGGUCCAAAUGGGCGGCAGUAAAUCAGUCACGCCACGGUCAAAACAUUGGGGUGAAAAAAAAAUGUUCUUCACAAUCCCACCGUCGGAUGCGCACCGGUUGACAUCAAACAUGGAGAACAUGCCUAUAAUUUAGUUAUAAUGCAAAUAUUUUUAUUCUACUGCAAACAAGAGAUGUAGUUUACCGGUAUCUUUGAAUUAUUUUAUACCCGUGCAUUAAACCGCAAGGGACAGAGGAUCCAUUGAAUCUUGAGGAGCAGCAAGAAUACAAUAGGAUGGAGACAGUAUGUGGUAAAGGAGCGACAUUGAAUGGUGACAUGCUUAUGGUCAUCGUUAAACAAGAGGAAGAAGACCAUAUUGAGCAGAUGUCCAAUGGUCCACUGUCAUCUGACACACUCAUCAAACAGGAGCAAGAAGAGGGCCUAGAACAAGGCACUACAGCUCCAGGCGACCAACUCCCUGAGGAAACCGACACCUUGGAAGAAGCAGAGGAGGAGAAAAAGAGGAGGAAGGGAAAGACUGAAGAGAGGUUCUGGGCUGCUGUUGAGACUGAGGAUGUCUCUGGGUCAGACUCCAGUUGGUGCUGCAGACUGUGUCAGCGCUGCUUCAGUUCCUCCUGGCAGCUGACGGGACACUGUUGUACUGGCAUCGCGGGGGAGGACGGGGUCGCCCACGGCCACAAGGUCAAACUGGAGUUCCGGUGCCCAGUGUGUGGCGACCGCUUCCUCCGCCCCACAGCCUUCAUCAUGCACAAGCGCAGUCACAUGGGCCAGUCCCAGUACGUCUGUGGGGUCUGUGGACGGACGCUCAAGAGCCUGCGCAAGCUGUCCUCCCACAAGCGCUCACACUCCCGCCGCUGCGGGGCUGUGGCUGAACAACAGCAGUGCCAUGACUGCAGCCAGAGCUUCUGCAACUUGACGGCACUCAGAAGCCACCGGGAGAGACAGCAUGGAGAGGAGAGGAACUGGAAGGAUGAGGAGGACAGUGCGGUGAGAGAGGAAGAGCAGGGAAGCACUGCAGUAAUCUCUAAUGAUUCAACCAGAGUUUCAGCUCAGCCUCCCCAGUCUCCUCAGUGCCACCAGUGUUUCAUGACCUUUCAGGAUGCAGAGACAGAAGAGAGGCAUUUACGCUUCAAGCACCCAGUAGAGUAUGAGAGACAUCUCAGAGGUCGCACAGUGUUUGCCUGCUGUGUCUGCGACCGUACAUUCCCCUCCUCUCGCCUGCUCUCAGCUCACCAACGCACCCACAGCAAGUGGAGUCUGCCCCCCACUGGCCCAGAAGACUCUGUCCAAGAAAGCACAGACGGAGGAGAUGCUGAGGGUGUGGACAAUGAAAAAAACAGAGCUGGUCCAACGAGCUGUGAGCACUGUCAUAUCAUCUUCAAUGACCCUCGAACCUGGGAACGUCACAUGACGGCCAAGCACCCCCCAUCCCUGUCGACACCUACUUCACCAGGGAAUGCCUACCUGACUUCUAGACCUGCCAGGGGUCAACUACGACCCUAUCGCUGCUCCUCCUGUGGAGAGAGAUUCAUACAGGAGAGCACCCUGACCAAACACUGCACCGAGGCACACGCCAGCUGAGAGAGGAUGGUUCUGGGAGCAUAGAUACCAAGAUGAAGAGGACAAGAGGCAAGUUGGAGUGAUCUAUAUAUAUAUAUGAUUGUUUUCCAGGAGUGCCUUGACUAACUAUUUAUAAAGUUGUUUACAUGUCACUUAUGAGAUUUAUCCUAUAAUUUCAUUGUAGGGCUUAGUGUCAACCCUUAUGCCAACUUUCUCCAACAAGAAACAGAAUCUUCACAAAAUCUAUUUUGAAUUAAUAUCUCUUUUAGGGCUGUGACGAUACCAGUAUUGCAAUAUUUUUUCCCAUGCCAAAAAUGAAAACGUGAGGCAGACUUGACUCUUUGGUCCUUUUUAUUUUCUAAGCUAUAGCUUUGAAAAUAAAUAAGUGAUUCUGGAUGAAAACAUAACGAUGUUUGUUUCCAACUUCAAGGCUGUUUCCCCAAAGAAGUUAAAUCCACUUUGUGUUUUGUUUCCUUGCCACGAUACUGGUAUCGUCCCGGCCCUAACAUCUUGAAAGCACGAGUGUCAAAAUGGAGUAGUUUUCAAAAUAUAAGCAUGACCAUAUUUAUUAGAGAUUCACAUAAAAAAAGAAUAGUUAUUCACCUGUGCCAUGAAUAAAGAUAGGAUGAAAACAGACCAAACAAGCUUUUGAUAAUUUUGAUAACAAUAAUGUUUGUACUACGACAUGUAAACUACAUGAAUAAAAGUAUGGGAACACCUGC
This is a messenger RNA of Oncorhynchus keta (chum salmon), 10534 nucleotides long. Its product is annotated as zinc finger protein 668. Gene Ontology annotation, biological process: regulation of transcription by RNA polymerase II. The transcript is spliced from 9 exons. Gene Ontology annotation, molecular function: RNA polymerase II cis-regulatory region sequence-specific DNA binding; DNA-binding transcription factor activity, RNA polymerase II-specific. The coding region runs from base 8526 to 9833 and encodes 435 amino acids. The record is from RefSeq and is a predicted model, not a curated record. Gene Ontology annotation, cellular component: nucleus. NCBI's taxonomy places the organism in Eukaryota, Metazoa, Chordata, Actinopteri, Salmoniformes, Salmonidae.